Messenger RNA from Wasmannia auropunctata (little fire ant), 2932 nucleotides. RefSeq names its product glucose dehydrogenase [FAD, quinone]-like. The annotation marks the transcript as partial. The transcript has a single exon. Lineage: Eukaryota; Metazoa; Arthropoda; Insecta; Hymenoptera; Formicidae. The record is from RefSeq and is a predicted model, not a curated record. Gene Ontology annotation, molecular function: oxidoreductase activity, acting on CH-OH group of donors; flavin adenine dinucleotide binding.
UUUAAUAUUUAUUCCUUAUUCUAUAAUUACAUAUUCCUAGCUUGUGUAUUUAUUGUUUCGUCGACAGAUAAAAAAAAAUUAACAUUAAUUAAAUUAAAUUUAAUGUUUCAAUUUGUAUUCAUGUAGCAUUUUGUGUUACUUGUAGUUUAUUUUCUUUAAAAAUCCAAAAAUUAUAACACUGAUUUAAAUGUGCUAUUUAUAAAAGAAUUUUAUGACCGCAAAACCGUAAGGUUCCAUUUUAGAGAAUCGUAAAAUAGAAGAACACAAAAUGUGUUAGUAUGAAAAAAUUGGGUUGGAUUAAAUUGUAUAAUGCAUAUAAAUUUUAUUUUAAUUGAUGCAAUUCUGUAACAUUAUUACUACUUUUAAGGGUAAUUAAAGAUACUACCACUUGGUUAGAGUAGAAAGACAUUCUCUAUUUCCUUUUUUAUAUAUCAAAUGACAUUAUUAUCAUACAUCGUAAAACGUAACUGUUUUAUUCUAUUUAUAGUCAUUUUCAUUAAUAACUUGCAAAAGUCUUAUAUAAUAACAAAAAAAAUUAUUCUUUAAAUAAUAUAUUCAAAAGACGCUUUUAUCGAUAAAUGCGCACUUUUAUCUCUGAAAUUCUAUACACAAACCAUAGUUUAGACAUGUUAAUGCUCAAACAUCAUUGUUAACGUGUUCUGAAUACGGGCCAUAGUGAAUAGUGAAUUUCACGAAUGAACAGACGGAUAUUGUUAGAACAUGUGCACGUUAGUGCGCAAUAAAACCGAAAGCAAAAACAGACUACAGUAAAAGUAGCAGGUAUAUAAAUAAGUGCAGUUAUCGAAUGUUUUUUUUGUUAUGUAAUGCAUGACACGUGUACAUUUAUGUAUAAAAAAUGCAAUAUUUAUAAAAAUACAAUAAGUAUAUAACUUUUUUAAAACGUAUAUACGUAUUAACUUAGGAAAUGAUUACGUUAGCUAUAAUGUAACGUAUUAUUUCAUAAAUACAUAUGUACGUCGAUAAAUCCAUUAGAGAAACACAUUAACAAAAAUCUAUCUGGCAGCACGUGUACUUUGCAUAAUAUACUAUAAUGUAUCUUUAUACACAUUUUUUAUAAACAAAAAGUUGCACUUUAAGAAAGGAAUUUACCUAUAUCUCUUAAUAACGGAAGAGAUAAAAUAUUUCAUCAUCGCAUCAUAAAUAAUAUUUUUGAAAAAUUUGAGAACAUUAUUACAAUGUAGUCUUACAUGCGUAACAUUACAUGAUAAUAUUACAUGAAACCAUUCCAAUUCUUUAAAAAUUUUUUUCUAUACUUGAUAGUUCCGACAACAUUUACUUAAAAAAAAAAUUAUUUUUUUCAAAAUUGUUGUUUUUCUUCCUAAAAGUGCAUGUAGGCACGAAUAAAAAAUUCGUGUUAUCUAUUUUGAUCUAGAUUUUAACAUCACAAAAUCAUAAAAAUUUUAUGAGGACAUUUUUGUGGGCUUCUCUAUAUAUGAAAUAAAAUAUAUAUCACAAGAAUGUCCAUAAAAAUAUGAGGUUCUGCUUCAAAAUAAAAAUUAAAAAGUACUUCCGAGUAAGCUCGGUUUUAUUUCAAUUAAAAAUGCAAUACGAGUUAUUUAAUUAACAUAUUAAAUAAUUUAAAAAAAAAACAUUUCUAUAAAACGCACUAGACUGCACUAUAACCGCGUAUUUCUAUAUCUAUCUAUACUGACGUCGUGUAUGAAAAAUUAAAUGUAAGACUAGCUGAGUGGAGAGAUCCCAGCCAAUAAAAAUAUGCAUAUAAAGAUAAUAAAAAACUAUUUAAACUUUAUUGAGUUCUUGCCAUUGUCGCACAUACAGUAAAGUAUGGAUUUCAAGUGUAACAGGUAUGCACGUUGACCAUCCAAGAAAACAUUCUACUGUUACAUUUUAUUUCAUUAACAAUUACAUUAACACGACGAUUAAAAAAAUCAGUUAAUAUUCAACCAUGUUAAACAAAAUAUCGAUUCUCCUUUUUGUUCUCAAUAUUAAUACUGUGAUCAAACCAUUAAAUGGAAUAUCCAUUACACAUUCAUACUAUAAUUGUCUUCACGACCAUGACAGUAGCGACUCAAAAUUAUCAAAAUUACGAGAACAAGCUGUUAAUAGAGAGAUCUAUUUGAAGCAGAAUCAACAUUAUUUAAAUCAAGAAAUAAUAGAUACCACGCCGCAAUUUGGAGACACAUUUGAUUUUGUAAUAAUUGGCGCUGGUACGGCUGGCGCUACAAUAGCAGCGAGGCUGAGCGAAAUUUCUCAGAAUAAAGUAUUGCUGAUCGAAGCCGGAUCCCACGAGAAUCUUUUCAUGGACAUUCCUGUAAUCUCUCCCUACCUAUCUUUGGAUCAUAAUAUCAAUUGGGGAUACGAAACUAAGCCAUCCAACAAAUACUGUCGUGGCAUGAAUGGUAAUAUAUGCCUUUGGUCAAAGGGAAAAGUAGUCGGUGGCAGCAGUGCUAUAAACACUAUGGUAGCUACUAGAGGAAGAGCUGAAGAUUUUGAUCGUUGGGCAGAAAUGGGGAACGAUGGUUGGGCAUACAAGGACGUUCUUAGGUAUUUUAAAAAAUUGGAAACAAUGAAUAUUCCGGAGCUGAAGUCGGAUACUAUUUAUCAUGGCACCGAUGGACCAGUACAUAUCACUUACCCACGAUUUCAUACCCCGUUAGCAGAAGCCUUCCUAGAAGCUAGUGAGGAACUGGGAUAUCCGCAUGUAGAUUACAAUGGAAAAAACAUGAUAGGAUUCUCAUAUGUGCAAACUACGAUCAUGAACGGCACUCGCAUGAGCAGUAAUAGGGCAUAUUUGCAUCCCAUACGUAAUCGCAACAAUCUCCAUAUGACUCUUCGGAGCAUGGUGACAAAAAUCCUGAUAGAUUCUAGCACGAAGCGCGCAGUGGGCGUGGAAUUUAUCAAAAAUAAUCGGACUGUACACGUGUUUGCAAGCAAAGAAGUGAUUCUGUGC